Strongylus vulgaris is the source of this 669-nucleotide messenger RNA. The record is from the annotation of a GenBank genome assembly. Lineage: Eukaryota; Metazoa; Nematoda; Chromadorea; Rhabditida; Strongylidae.
AUGAACUCGGGGGGAUGCCCUCACAGCGGAGUCUUCCCUGUAAAGGAUUACAGGCGUGACAGCUGGACGCAACAUGCAGCAUGCUCUGCUUGGCAACAACUUGUCGAUGAUACUAAAAGCGAGGCUCAGCAGAGACAGAUUCUUGCUGAACUAUAUACUAAACAUAUCACUGCGAGUAUUAGCUCAAGAUGUGAGGAUUUGGGGAAAAUAAGCAAGAGAUGUCGAGAAAUUGGUGCUCUUUCACACAGCGAAAUCAAUCGGGUAUUGACGGAGUUACAUACUGCUAUGAAAACAUAUCAAUUAUGUUAUUCGGAGUUAGCCGCAGUGGAAAGAAAGCUAAGACUAGCCGAGGAAGAAAAACGACGGUAUGAAGAAGCAAAUCCUGGAAAAACAGAGGGAACCCGCAAAUACCGUAAUCUGUGCAAGUAUUUGAAAAAGAGAGAAGACAAAUACGAAGCAGUCCAUUCAAAAUGUACAAAAGGACGAAACGAGUAUCUUAUGUGUAUACGAGCUGCAAAUGCUGCAUUACACAGAUCCGCUUUCAGGUUCUUUGCUGAAGAUCUCAGUUAUCUCAUUGACUGCACAGAUUUGGGGAUGGAUUAUUGGACGAGAGCACUUCUAGGUGAGCCUAAGAACAAAUUGCUCUUUUUUCAACCACAUAUUUUCUAA